Cuscuta campestris is the source of this 1677-nucleotide messenger RNA. The record is from the annotation of a GenBank genome assembly. Lineage: Eukaryota; Viridiplantae; Streptophyta; Magnoliopsida; Solanales; Convolvulaceae.
CCCAGGAAGAGUCGUUAAUCGGUCCCUAAUAUCUUCUGUGUGCCCUAGUUUCUUCUUCAAAUUCCAAAUAUUCUUCGCGUCACUUUCUCGAUCGGAUGGCGCCUACUGUUCUUCGAUCUGUUCGAAGCAAAGCCGCAUCGGAAGACAUGAUAAGCCAACUCCCAGACGAACUCAAAGACCGAAUUUUGGAGUGUUUGAACACUCGAAAUGCCGCUAGAACGGCUCUGCUCUCAUCUCAAUGGAGGGAAGUCUGGUUGCGCCACGGCCGCCUCCUCUUUGAUUGGGGCUUCGAAAAAUUGGGCACAGUAGGAAGUACGCGAAUGGCUUUUGGGAAGAUGGUAAGUGACAUUCUCUUGCUCCGUUCCGGACCUGUUAAGACAUUUAAGCUUGAAUAUGGUCCUGAGCCAACGCAGUCUGAUUUAGAAGUUUGGUGUCGUUAUCUGUCAAGAAAUGGUAUUGAGGAUCUUCAUCUCUCCUUCCGAACUGUUGGCGAUGAGCGGCAUGAGCCUAAAUAUAAACUGCCAAUUUGUUUAUUCUCCUGCCCAACAAUUAAGCAUCUGUCACUUGGUAGUUUCUUUAUAGAUUUCCCGGCUAAUGCUCGACUUGGCAGUGUAUUUCCUUGCCUUACCUCUUUGCAGUUGGUUGACUGUGUAGUCUCUGUGCAUCGUGCCAAUGGAACUUCCCCUAGUUGCCCUAAUCUCGAGGAGCUGGUUUUCCAGAACUGUGUUCAUAUUGAAAAUCUUUUGACAAGUGUUCCAAAGCUGAAGCUCCUUGGUGCGUGGGAUCAGCCAGUAGGGAUAGACUGGGAAUGGUUCAAGCCCCGUUUUUUAGUAGUUACGAGUCUGUUCAUGACAGCCAAACUUCUUUUGUUUAAAAAUGCAGGUGUGGCUAAACCUUCCUUCCCAACUGCUUUGAAUAUCGAAGAACUCUGGCUUCACGACUUCAGUUUUGCUGCGGAGGCCUUCACUGCUUCUAUUCAACUGCUUAAAGAAUGCCCAAAUCUACUCACACUGGGAAUCGUACUCGAAGAUGAGCCAUCUUUUAUGCGUGCCAGAGAAACUAUUUCAAGAAUGUUGGAAAAUUCAAGCGGUUGGCUUAAUGAUCACGAUUUGUGUCGGCUUGAGAAUGUAGAGAUCAGAUCAUUCACGGGAUCAAGACAAGAAAUGCUAUUUGUGAAAGCAAUCCUUUCAAAUACCCCCGCACUUGAGAGACUUGUUAUCAUGGAAUCAGACGACUUUGACGAUGCUCAAGCUCUCAAAUUGUCACGGGAGUUGCUCUGCUUCCCUCGCGCAUCUCCGAAAGCACAAGUUCUUUUCGUGGACUCUAACACUAUGUUUGGUUCAAGGAAUUCAAAAGAGAAAAGAAAAGAAAAUGGAGUGGAAAACAAGUUUUCUUGUUUGGUUAGAAAGGAAAACUGGAAGAAAAAGAGGAUGAGAAGGCAAAAUGUACCAAAUGGAAGGAAAACCAAAUUCCUCCCAUUUUGGAGAGGAAAAUGAAAGAAAACCAUUUUCUUUUCUUUUCCUUCAAAAUUCCUUGAACCAAACAUAGUGUAACUCUAGCCUUACCAUACUGUUAAAUUGAUUUACUCCCUGGUUAUUACAACUUUGGUGUUCCGUAUUAGUCCCCCGUUUAUUGGAUGAUCAUCUUUAAUAGGCACAAUGAAUAGCUCUCUUUUUU